Molecule: messenger RNA, 1560 nt
Organism: Xyrichtys novacula (pearly razorfish)
Lineage: Eukaryota; Metazoa; Chordata; Actinopteri; Labriformes; Labridae
Source: the annotation of a GenBank genome assembly
UCUGUGGCCUCCAGCUCAGUCCGCUUUCAAAAUAUCUCUCGAGUGAACUCAAAUUCGCAGAAAGCAUCACAGACCCACCGGCAUUAUUUGGCUGUAAAGUGCUCCCUUUGCCCUCAGCACUACACUGGAUGUCAGUAAUGAACCAUCAGCUUGCCUCCCCUCUCUGUUAUUAAAAGAUAAACUCUUAUCUCUUGUGAGCAGAUGGGUUUCCUUCAUGAUGAACGCACCGUAAGUGUGCUGUGUUACUGACACUGCUGUGUGAGUGAGUGACAAACUGUUACUUAAGCUUGAUGUCAGUUACGAAACAGGGAAACCUCGAGUACUGGAGGACUUUUCUAAUUCCCUUAAAUUCGGAUUUAACAUUGUUUGGACGAGAACAGACCACAAGUGAUGAAAUUUUAAGGAUGACCUGUGAACCAAGAUACAUUUUGGAAAUUUGUUUGACUCUAAAAGGUUUGUGUUGUUUUUUUUUUAACCAGAAAAAUAAGAAUUUUACUUUCACUUUUAUUACAACUCAGAGAUAUCUGCACUUGUUUGUAACAAAUCAACAUUUCAAUCACUUUAGUGUUUUGUUUAAUGCUAAAUUUAUAUCAUUUCAAAGCUGUAUGAAUAAGGAACUUUACAGAGUCAACACUUGCUGAUAGCUGCACUGUAAGCCUCUGUUAAAGGAUCCUCACUUGCCCCAUUUUAGUGCAAACUGAAGAUUAAAAGAAUAACCUCUCUGUGAUCCUGCAGGAUGCUCUCUGCUUUAAGCUCAGCUGUCCUCCUUCUUUUGUCCACAUCAAGUGUACUUGCUGCCGGUCAACCCUGCACAUGUUUAUCCCUCCUGUCGGCCGGCCUGCAAGUCAACUGCAGCUCCUUAAACCUCAUGGAGCUGCCUUAUCUGCCGGCUGACACCACAGAGGUUCAUGUGCGAGACAACCAGCUCACCUUUGUGUCCCCCGGCUGGUUUGACAGACUUGUAAGUCUAAAAAAGGUCUCGCUAUCCGGGAACCCUUUUCACUGUGACUGUAGGAUACAAUACCUGAGGGACUGGCUGUUCAAGAACAAGGAUAUCAUCUCUGAAGAGCCCAUCUGUUCCAGUCCGAGCUCUGUGGCUAAGAAACGUAUCUCUGACCUCAGUGAUGAUUACUUCUCUUCCUGUGCCUCAGAAAGCUAUACUGGUGGAUUUUUUGACACGCUGUUGGGAGUGAUGCUCUGCUGUGUCAUUGUCCUUCUUCUGUUGAGUUUGAGACUCGCCAAAGCGUCCACCUACACUUUGUUUAUUGAUGAGAGACACUCUGGAUUUGAGGCUGAUUCUCUACGCUCACUGAAGCCGAAACACAGACGGAGGCUUCACGCUGAUUCUCUAAAUUUUGUGAUGGAACUAGAAAAACCACGUCUCAAUAUGGAGCUGCUGCCUCAAGUACUGGACAUUUUGCACAAGAAGCACAAUAUAAAGAUAAAAGCAACCUGAGGGACCUCAUGAAAAAAACACUGUGUAAGCAAUUUUUUCUUUUCUGUUGAUGAAUUAAAGUCUUUUUAAAAACAAACAAUAUGUCUCCUGAUACUUCCUCUGAA